GCCUAUACCGGUUGAUGGGCGCAGUAUAGUUGGCUUGUCUAGUUGCAGCCAAGCGUUUGGCGCUAGUUGGCUACGAGCUGAUAAGUCAGUUGCUUGUCAUCGAGCCCAAGGAACUAAAGCCACCGACAAGAGCAGCAGCGGCAGCAGCUAGCUUUUGCAUAUUCGUGUGAAUACAAAGAUGAAGCUCUUCGGCAAUUGGUUUCGAUUCGUCGCCAUAGCGACUGGGGCCGCUCAUUUCAUUUUCGCCGUCGAUUCCAAUUCAAUCGCCACCGACAAAUCGCCGCCCGACAAGGAUACUUCCGGUAAAGGUAGGGCUUCCUACAUCUGGGAAAAGAGAGUCACUCCGCCGUAUCCUUACCAGCAGCAGUAUCACACGUACAAGACGAUUGUAACUCCUGUCCAAUCGUCAAACAAGUUUGCAGCGGAGCGCGUCCAACAACAUCGCAUAGGCGCAGAACAUUUGAAAUCCGAUUUCCGGCCUACCGUUACGUCACAACUGCCUGUCGCUGCCAUUUCAAGCGGUCAACGACUGCUGGAGAGAGAAGAAAUUAGCCCUAAAAAGUCUUAUGGUUACAGCGGAGGUAGUAGCCAUAGCCAUGACCACCACCACGGAGGCGGCGGCGGCGGUGGCCAAUACUACGCGGCUCAACCUUUGCCGUAUUACCCCGCGACUAAAGAGCACAGUUUUGGCAUUGGCAGUUUUGGAUUUUUCAAGCCGCUAUUUCUCCUCUUGAUUUUGCCAUUCUUUUUGCUUCUCUUCUUCGUCGCUGUCGUUUUCGUCGUCCGCAUAGCGGCGGCCUCUUCGUCCACCACCGCGACCGCCGCCCUGAGUCAACAGCAGCAACAGCAGCAAGAUAGCAACAACAAUAACAACAACGCCAACAAUGACAACAACAAUAACAACAACGCCAUCGUUUUGGCUUCUUCGACUGGGACGUUUGUCAUUACCAUCAACGCCACCGGACGCGCCCACAACAACAAUUUCUUGGACUUUCUCAGAAGCCCCGCCCCGUUAUUCAAUUGGCACAACUCCUAUCAUCACACUACUCCGGCCCCGAUGGCGUUGGUGAAUGAGACCUGGUUAUUGGCGUAAUUCCAUUUGAAUGACAAAUCAGAAUUGAAAAUGACCGAUAAGUCAUUGUGUACAUUGUAUUUUAGUUCCCCAAUGGGUAUUUUGAGGGUAUCUGUGUAGAGGUGUUGAUCUGUUGAAAUAAUCGGCAUAAUAGAAAAAUCUUGUUAUUCCGUUACAUUUAAUUCGUUUCGAAAUUACAUGGUGGCUUCCAUCAAUUGGAAUGGUUGAAACACAUAUAGACGGGUGAACUUCAACUUUGAACGAUCCUCUAUCUCCAUCCUGGUUGUUGAUCUAACAGAUGUUUGCCCGUUAAAACAAUGUUGGUAAUUCUUUCAUUUCACAUCUGUGACUGGAACGAAUAUUUCUAGUUUGGCCUCUCCUCAACUUCGAUUAUUGUGGAUUGCGUCUGAGUAAUGACGACCCGUGAAAAGAUCAAUUUUGAUGCGGAAAUAUCUGUCUUCACCCCUAUACAACCAGCUGUUGUGAAAGGGUCUAGACUCUCGUUUUUAUGUAUGUACGCCGACUUAUUGCUUUUCAUUUGCAUGAAAUGGACGUUCAAUUAUGUAGCGGUAUGCUGCGUGUUGUUUGACUUUUUCAAUGGCCAUUGUUUCAUAUUUCUGUGCAGAG
This is a messenger RNA of Daphnia pulicaria, 1699 nucleotides long. RefSeq lists its product as uncharacterized. Bases 179 to 1093 code for a protein of 304 amino acids. Lineage: Eukaryota; Metazoa; Arthropoda; Branchiopoda; Diplostraca; Daphniidae. The record is from RefSeq and is a predicted model, not a curated record. The transcript is spliced from 2 exons.